UCAUUCUGCAGGAUGCAGGACACUUUGCUCCAAUCUGUUUGCAUAGUGGGGACGGGGCCUAAUUUGCUUGCCUUGGCUAAUGAGCUUAGCCCGUGCUGAGCAGCUUUUCGCCCUGCAGGUUGUUUUAGCGGGCAGCGGGCAGCCUUUAGUGGUGAGGGAGAGGGGCCAGAGCGGAGGUGUGGAUCUCAGACGGGGCAGAGCUGCAGCUACAGCCUCACUGCUCCCCUCUGCUUACCAGGACCACCAGAACUUCUCCCACUGCUGCUGCUGGGACGUGGAUCACCUCGCUCUGCCUCUCCCCUCCCUCUCCGUCCUCACCCUCUUGCUAGCACUACCUGACUCCCCUCCCUUCCUCUCUUCUCUCUCUCUCUCUCUGUGUCUCUCUCCUUCUCUCUUCCUCUCUCUCCGUCCCAGGCCACUGACGAACUGCUUUUGUAGCUGCAUCACCUCCCAGGCAGCUGCCUGUCUGUUGUUCUGCCCCUCUUUCUGUCUGUUUCCCUCUUUUAUUUCCACUCUUUUUUUUUUCUCUGUCCAUUGUCUUUACCUUAUUGCCAAAAUGUACCGGAACCCGUGGAUCUCGAAUUACCUGAGUCACGUCAAGUUUUGCGGGCAAGGAUUUGGAAGUGAGACCCCUAUAAAACUUGGCAACCCCAGACUGCUACAGAAGAGGGCUCUGAGCUUCCAGAAAGAGUUCUCAUUUGACGAAAAAGACGACUUAGCCAAAAGCACCAAGGAUAUAGAUGUCAGUCUCUUGGCCAGUCUCCCCAAAGUCUCUGAAUUGAGGAAACGAUUUGAAGGCAUUACGACAAGUGCAAGUGAUUGGGAGAUGAACAGGAAAGAGCGCAUCGCCCGAAGGUUGGAGGGAAUAGAGGGUGAGGUACAUCCGUCUCUGUUGCCCAGCCUGGUGGCCAACCGGCUUCUGGAGGAGGACACCCCGCGUUACACAAGGGCAUCUGACCCCUGUGAGCCCUGUGGUGUUACAGUCCAGCGAUAUGGCAUGGAGGGCUCGGAAAGCCCAGACCCGCAGCUGAUCGCUCCAGAGCGGCAAUCAAGAUCUCGAAGCCGAGUGGAGCCUCAGUCCUCCCUCCAUACCGAGCCUGUGUACAGCAUGGGCUCCACCACCGCCACCCCAGAUCUGGACUCCAAGGCUGAGCGUAUCGCCCGCUACAAGGCGGAACGACGACGGCAGCUAGCUGAACGCUACGGUAUCUCUUUGGAUCAGGAGCCAGAUGUGGACUAUUCCUCGCGCUACACUCGUAGCCGAAAGGAUUCGGAUGCCUCAGAGAGGCGAGGCAGGGGGGAGUCCGUGGGGGAGGAUGGAAGAGACAUCACCCUCAGUUCCUACACCAACACCUCCACCACUAGCCCCAGGGCUGGUCGCACAGCAUACCACCCAGACCUUGGCUAUGAGCCGGGUCGAUCCAGGGCAGACUCGUUCACAGAGCGGGAGAGGCUGAUGAACCUGGAGAAUCAGCGCAGGGCUCAGCAGGAGAAUGCUGGUCCUCCAGAGCCACCGUCAUCUUCCUCUUACAUGGACAUGAUGUCAUUGUCUUCCUCUGCCAGGGUGCCAACCAAGGACUAUUCGGUCUCAGGGGUGCCACCUAGCUCACCCAAACUGAGCAGGCACCCAUCGCUCACCUCACCUAAACACGGAGCAUCUCCAGGGGACCUGUUCAUUGAGCAGCAGGCCCACAACAUCCUGAGCAGACAGGGAAUCAGAGUUAGGGAGAGGCUUGCCAGGGAGGAGGGCCGCCAGAGGAGCCCAGAGCUGGGAAAUGUUACAGAAGCCCCGAUGUACCGCAGACACCUCCAACCCCACUCGCAAUCUUCUACACGCUACCAAAUGGACCCACCGGGCCCUCAGCAAACCUACUCAAACCCCCAGGCGCAGUUCACCCAAUGUGGGCCACCUGAAGGGCAGGAGGGUGGCAGUUACCCCAGUUAUUUGUCCAUGGCCUCUGUUCCCAGUCCCAGGGCCCAGCAUCAACAGCAGUCCCAGGAGGAAGAGGAGGAGGAGGAAGCUCAGGACGUGAAGACGGAGGGCCUCCUGAAGAGUCGGAAAGCAGUACUACCCUCGGAGAUUCGCCGCAGGGAGAGGAGCACCGAAGACCCACGGAGGGGCAGGGGGGAAGAGGAGCAGGGUACAGUCAGGGCCCAAAGCCUCGGCCAAGCGAGAGAGCUCGAGGCAGAAGACCCCACAAGAGGAGGCUAUUUAGGCAAAGGCAGGCACAGAUGGGAAGAUGCAGUUGAAUUACCCAGACACACGGAGCACGUCUCCCGCCUGCAGGCAGCUGAAAGCAGAGCCAGAGAGCGGGAAAAUGCUAUCUACAUCCACAGGGGCCCGGCUGCCACCCACAUCCAGCCCAAAGUGGUCCAUCCAACAAUGCCAGAAAGUUCCUCCUCCACUGUAGCCCAGAGUCGAUCUGUGUCAGACUCCGGGGCUCCACGAGGGCCCAGUCAAAGGAACCUGGUGGAAGGUGUCCCAAUGUGCAAAGAGGGGUUCAAUAAUGGAGAGAAUCACCAGGACACCCAAAUUUCUGUGGCCCAGCUCAGAAAUUCCUACCUGGAGAGCACCAGCACCACCCCACCAACCAUCCGCAGGCCUGAGCUUGAGGUUGAGGUGGACGGGGUGCUCGUGGGCUACAAGGCUCCUUGGAGAGGGGAGAGGGACAGGGGCCGGAGGCCCAGGCAGUAUAUCUGUCCUGGGGACAAUAGAAAGACCUCAGAGAGGUUUAGGACGCAGCCUAUCACCUCUGCUGAGCGCCAGGAGACUGAUAGGUCCUGUGUCAGUUCAGAAAUUGCCAGCACUGAAGCUGAUGAGGAGAAGCUGGAUGAACGGGCCAAGCUGAGUGUAGCAGCCAAGCGCUCUCUCUUCAGGGAAUUGGAAAAGAGCAUCGAUGGUGGAGCCCCGAAACUGCGCUCGAGGAACGCAGCGGUGGAGAGGAGGCUAAGACGGACCCAGGACCGGUCCAAAACCCAGCCUGUCACCACAGAGGAGGUGGUCAUCGCCGCCACUGUCCCCACUCCCGUGCAGCAAACAGUGACUGUUCACACUGCAGUAGCACGCACCCCUAGUCCCACCCUAGUUUGCAGCCCCCUCCUACGACACAGCCUGCAGGCGUCCUCGCAGCAGAGCGCCACAGCCCAGGAGCCAGUGCGGGAGGCCCAGCAGGUCCAGGAUAUCCAGGAGAGCCAGCGCUCCAAGCAGGUCUCCCGAACGGAGGACAAGAGCCAGAACCAGAGCCAGACUCCAGAAGAGCCUGAUCUCUGCACCCUCAGCCUGGCAGAGAAGAUGGCGCUGUUCAACCGGCUGGCUCAGCCUCCCACCAGGGUGACCCGCACCAGGGGGGACGCACGGCAGCGCAGGGCCAACGCCCGCUACCAGACCCAGCCCAUCACACUGGGUGACAUGGAGCAGCUGCAGAACGGCGCAGGCUCCAGGUUCGGCCACCUCUCUUCCUCGUCCUCCUCCUCUGCUCUGAGACCAGGAGGCACAGUCUCCACUGACCACGCCGGAGACAUCCAUCUGACUCGAGUCGGAGCCCCCGCCGAGCCCCGCGACCCCCCUCGCCACCCCAGCCCUUUGACCCAGCCGACAGAGGGGCCAGUCUGGAGGUCCCUGGCAUCCUCCGACCACCAGGCUCACAUCAUCCAGGGAGAGGAAGCUGAUCUGGGAGGAGGGAAGAGGAAGCUGCCCUCUCCUGAGGGAGCAGCCAGACAGGGCGGCCUGCCCCAGCCCCGGGCUGGAAGAGAGAGAAGAGAGGAGGAGGAGGAGGAGCAGUGGUUGGCCAGGGGGAGGGGAGACGGAGCUGUGUGGAGCUCAGACAGCCAGACGCUCCAGAAGAGACAGGAGCAGAGAGCCUAUCUGAGGGAGGAACUACACUACCCAGGCAGCCACAGGAGCAAGGCCACCAGCGGAGAGCUGCCGGAGUCCGGGGUGGUAACAUCUAGAGCCGCGUCCGGUUCUCCCAGGAGUGUGUGUCAACCUCAAGCAGCGGACACAUUCGCAGACGGCGGCGGAUACACACUCAGCCUGGUUCAACCUGUGCAAGGAGACGAGCUGACAGACGCAAUGACGGCCAGACAGAUGUCCAUCAAAGAGAGACUGGCGAUGCUGAAGAAGAGCGGCGAGGAGGACUGGAGGAACAGGAUCAACAAGAAGCAGGAUGUGGUGAAGGUGGCGGUGGGCGAAUGCCACGCUCAGCUCUGGGAGGUGGAGCAGAGUUUCAAGAAGAAGGAUGAUGAAGCACCGAUGAUGAUCGAUGAGUACGCUGUGUCCGAUCAGCUCUGGAGGAUCGCUGAAGGUGAGAUGGAGAGUGAGCGGAUCGAGGCUCAUAUGUCCAUCCAGGAGAGGAAGCAGCUGAUAGUGGCCAGAGAGGAGGCCUCGAAGAGCAAGGGCAAGGGAGCCGCCAACGACUCCACCCAGUUCACCGUGGCCGCCCGCAUGGUGAAGAAAGGGCUGGCAUCACCCUCUGCCCUCCUGUCUCCAGUGCCAUCCAAGCCCAAGACAGGCACCCCCGCCAUCUCCAAACCACAGGAAGAAAUCAAGGCCAUCCCAGAUCUGAACCUGGAGUCAGACAGGAAGCUGGAUAAACUAGAGUCCUUCCUCGGCAAAAUCAACAGUAAAGUGUCCGGGCUGCCCGAGGCUACCAUCACAGUGACUGAGAAGAAAGUUAAGGAAGUGAUGAGCCUCGAAGACGAGACCUUCUCCAAGUUCUACCGCCAUGUGGAGGACCUCCCCUCCGUCUCCAGCCAGGUGGAGAUAGACGAUGACUUUGAUGCCAUCUUCGGCCCCCAGAUGCCAAAGCUGACCUCUGAGAUGGUGCAACACAAGCGAGCGGUGCGGCCGGCACGUAACGUCCAGUCAUCCAGAAACCCUCUGAGGAUGCUGGCUGCCAGGGAGGACAUCAGACACGAGUACACAGAGCAGAGACUCAACAUCGGCCUGCUGGAGAGCAAGAGGAUGAAGGCUGAGAAGAUGAACAAGAACUCAGGUUUCUCUGAAGUGGCCCUGGCCGGUCUGGCCAGCAAGGAGAACUUCAGCAGUGUCAGCCUGCGCAGCGUCAACAUCUCCGAGCAGACGUCCAACAACAGCGCCGUGCCAUACAAGAAACUCAUGCUUCUGCAGGUCAAAGGCCGACGGCACGUCCAGACCAGACUGGUGGAGCCCAGAGCGUCCUCCCUGAACAGCGGCGAUUGUUUCCUGCUCAUCACGCCACACCACUGCUUCAUCUGGACCGGGGAGUUCUCCAACGUCAUUGAGAAGAACAAGGCUAAGGAGCUUGCCAACUUCAUCCAGACCAAGAGGGACUUGGGCUGCCGUGCCAAUUAUGUCCACGUCAUCGAGGAGGGCAUCAACAUACACAGCCAAGCUGCCAAGGAGUUCUGGACAAUUCUGGGUGGACAGACCACUUAUCAGUCGGCGGGGACGCCAGAUGAAGAUGAGCUGUAUGAAGGUGCCAUAGUGGAGACCAACUGUAUUUACCGCCUGAUGGAUGACAAACUGGUCCCCGAUGAUGAUUUUUGGGCCAAGGUUCCCCGCUGUUGCCUGCUCAAUCCCAAAGAGGUUUUGGUCUUUGACUUUGGCAGCGAGAUGUACAUAUGGCAUGGGAAGGAAGUGACUUUGGCGCAGAGGAAGGUGGCCUUCCAGCUGGCCAAGCACCUGUGGAACGGCACCUUCGACUACACAAACUGUGACAUCAAUCCUCUGGACCCUGGAGAGUGCAACGCCCUCAUACCCAAGAAAGGCCAGGGCCGUCCCGACUGGGCAGUGUUUGGCAGACUGACCCAACACAACGAGACAACCUUGUUCAAGGAGAAGUUCCUGGACUGGACCGACUCCAGGAAAUCACCCAGUCCCACCAAGAACGGCAAUGACAACAUCACUGAUCAAAAAGAGCCGUCCAUGUCAGACCAACCCCGUGCGUACAACGCCUCCCUAAUGCUGCCCCUCCACCAGGCGCCCGUCCACACCAAGCUGGACGGGCUCAGCGUGGGGCGGGGCUACGGCCUGGUGGAGGGCGAGGAGAGGCGGAACUACGAGAUCAGCACGCUGGCGGUGGAGGUGUGGCACAUCCUGGAGUUUGACUACAGCCGCCUGCCUCGCCAGAGCAUCGGCCAGUUCCACGAGGGCGACACCUACGUGGUGAAGUGGAAGUACAUGGUCAGCACCGCAGUCGGGAAGAGACAGAACCCGGAGCAGCUCAGGACGGCGGGAGCCGGGAAGGAGAAGUGCUGCUACUUCUUCUGGCAGGGCCGCAACUCCACCAUCAGCGAGAAAGGAACGUCAGCACUGAUGACAGUGGAGCUGGACGAGGAGAGGGGAGCGCAGGUUCAGGUGCAGCAGGGCAAGGAGCCUCCGUGUUUCCUGCAGUGUUUCAAAGGAGGGAUGAUCAUCCACUCAGGGAAGAGAGAGGAGGAGGAGGAAAACUCGCAAAAUGACUGGCGUCUCUACUGUGUGCGGGGGGAGGUGGCGGUGGAGGGCCACCUGCUGGAGGCUGCGUGUCACUGCAGCAGCCUGCGCUCCAGAGUCUCUAUGGUGCUGCUGAGCGUGAGCCAGGCGCUCAUCUACCUGUGGCACGGCUGCAAGUCCCAGGCCCACACGCGGGAGGUGGCGCGCAACGCCGCCAACAAGAUCAAAGAACACUGUCCUCUGGAGGCGGGACUCCACAGCAGCAGCAAGGUGACCAUCCGUGAGUGUGAUGAGGGAGCCGAGCCCACGGGCUUCUGGGAAGCCCUCGGGAGGAGGGACAGGAAAGCGUACGACUGCAUGCUGCAAGACCCCGGGAAGUUUAACUUCACGCCUCGCCUCUACCAGCUGAGCAGCAGCUCAGGGGAGUUUGCAGCCGUGGAGUUUCUCUACCCGGCCAGAGACCCUGAGCAGGUCAACUCUCUGCCCUUCCUACAGGAGGACCUGUACUCAGCCUCCCAGCCAGCCCUGUUCCUGGUGGACAACCACCACGAGGUGUACCUGUGGCAGGGCUGGUGGCCUCAGGACAGCGAGAGCACCGGCUCGGCUCGGAUCCGCUGGGACUCGGACAGGAAGUGCGCCAUGGAGACGGUGCUGCAGUACUGCAGAGAGAAGAAUGAGAAGAAGCCUCCCAAGUCGUAUCUGAUCCACGCCGGUCUGGAGCCGCUCACCUUCACCAACAUGUUCCCCAGCUGGGAGCACAGAGAGGACAUCGCUGAGAUCACCGAGAGGGAGGCAGAGGUUUGUAACCAGAUUAUUCUGGUGGAGGAUGUGUUGGCCAGGCUGUGUAAGACCACGUACCCCCUGGAGGAUCUGCUGGCACGGCCGCUGCCAGAGGGAGUGGACCCUCUCCGUCUGGAAGUCUACCUGUCUGACGACGACUUUAAGAAAACGCUGGAGAUGACCAGAGUGGAGUACGAGAGCCUGCCUGGCUGGAAGCAGGUGAACCUGAAGAAAGCCAAAGGACUUUUCUAGAAGGUCGGGGCGGAGAGCUGAGCUGAGGAGCAGCAGAGAGCAGUGUCAGGGAGGGACUCAACCAGCCACCAGGAACUUUUUGGUUGUUGAUGGCUUCCUGUUUGUUGUUGGAUCGGCCUAUCCUGAGCAAAAGUCAAGAUGGAGGGCUUGAACGGACAUGAAGAGCUGGAGAGUCAAAAAAAAAAAAAAAGGUGGCUAAAUAAAAGGCACACCGGCCUUUUGUGACGCCAGUCUCUUCACCCUCCUGUGUGUGUUGUGUUUUUUGGUCGUGUAAGUAGGUGAGGGUGUAAGCGGCCGCUGAUCUGUGUGGAGGCGUGGAUGUUCAUGUGGCUUUUUGAACCUACACUCUGUAGUUAAUGUUUGUAUAUAUGUAAAUGCAGGCCAGCUGUUGCCCUUACAUUGUCAGCCAUGCAGCCAUUUACUGGAGUGGGAGCAGCCCUGUCAAACUGUUCGGCACACUCCCCGAAAUCAGACUCUGCUAUUCUUGUAUGUAUGUUUGUGCAUUACAAAUAAUUUAUAUUUAUAUCAAAUCCAUAUAGGAAUUAAAAAAAAAACAGCUUUGCGAGUAUUCAGUGAGCUAAGAAUGAUGAAAUAAAUUGUAUAAUUAAUGUGGAGGAGGUUUGUGUC
Molecule: messenger RNA, 8071 nt
Organism: Myripristis murdjan (pinecone soldierfish)
Lineage: Eukaryota; Metazoa; Chordata; Actinopteri; Holocentriformes; Holocentridae
Gene: svila
Product: supervillin a
Exons: 38
Coding region: 80-7444 (2454 amino acids)
Biological process (GO): actin filament severing; actin polymerization or depolymerization; barbed-end actin filament capping
Cellular component (GO): cytoplasm; actin cytoskeleton
Molecular function (GO): phosphatidylinositol-4,5-bisphosphate binding; actin filament binding
Source: RefSeq, a predicted model, not a curated record